This is a messenger RNA of Diorhabda carinulata, 7051 nucleotides long. RefSeq names its product ATP-binding cassette sub-family C member 4-like. NCBI's taxonomy places the organism in Eukaryota, Metazoa, Arthropoda, Insecta, Coleoptera, Chrysomelidae. Gene Ontology annotation, cellular component: membrane. Gene Ontology annotation, molecular function: ATP hydrolysis activity; ABC-type transporter activity; ATP binding. Gene Ontology annotation, biological process: transmembrane transport. The transcript has 18 exons. The coding region runs from base 330 to 4343 and encodes 1337 amino acids. The record is from RefSeq and is a predicted model, not a curated record.
AGUAUUAUGUCCCCUGUUAUUGUGGAUAGAAGUUUGUGUAGAGAAUACAUCCUUCGGGUCGUAUUAUUCUAACCAUAGUUUUGUGAAUCCUUUUAAUUUCAUUAGUGAUAGAUAACAGUUUAAAUAUUAUUACAAUGUAAUUUGUUCAUUAUCAGCAAAUAGUACUUGUUAUUCUCCAACUACCGAUAUUCUGUGAGAAAGUUUCAAUUUAUUAUUGAAGAUUUGCCUUAAAUGGGAAUGAGUGAUGUUAUUCAUUUAUCCCGUUAAACAAUUAUUCGCUGCUAUUAAAACUUUGUAGCAUAUCGAAACGUUCAGUAAAACAUAUAAAUAUGGAUUCAUCCAAAAAAUACGUGAAAAAAUCUCCCGAGGAAAAUGCAAAUGUAUUCUCAAAGUUAUUCUACUGGUGGUUCCUUCCGUAUUUUAAAUUUGGUUAUAAAAAUGAUGUUAAAAUUCAAGAUAUUUACAACGCUUCCAAACCAGAUUUAUCUGGAGGAUUGGGUGACAAAUUGGAGAGAUUUUGGCAGGAAGAAGUUAAAAAAACCAAAAAUUCUGAGAAAAGGCCAAGUUUAAAAUCCGCUAUUGUUAAAGCGUACCUUAAAUCAUACUCCGUUUCUGGUGUAGCUAUGUUUUUCCAGUUUGGUUUCAUAAGAAUGGUACAGCCAAUUGUUCUUGCUGAAUAUAUAAAUUAUUUUGAAAGAACAAAAUCCGAAUCCGAAGAAGGAAUUGGGUGGCUAUGGGCCUCCUUAGUAAUAUUAAUAUCGUUUACUAAUGUUGUUAUUAUGCAUAGUACUUCACUAAAUACUCAAAGAAUAGGGAUGAGAGUAAGGAUUUCAGUCUGUUCCUUAAUGUACAGGAAACUUUUAAAGUUAAAUCACACAUCCCUAGGACAAACAGCUGCAGGGCAGCUAAUUAAUCUUUUAUCAAAUGACGUCCAGAGAUUCGAUUUUGCAUCUAUGUUCUUGCACUAUAUCUGGUUAACACCUCUUGUUUGUGUAACGUCUUUCUACGUUAUGUUCAGGACAGUUGGUGUAACUGCAGCGAUUAUUGGAAUGGCAGCUAUAAUAAUAGAAUCAAUUCCUCUACAAGGAAUCUUGUCUAAAUUUCAAGGAAAAUUGAGAUACAAAAUUGCAUUGAAAACUGACAGAAGAAUUAAACUUAUGGACGAAAUAACAUCUGGAAUUCAAGUCAUAAAGAUGUAUGCUUGGGAAAAGCCUUUUGAGAAAAUGGUUGAACUUUCUAGAAAAUUAGAAAUAGACCUUAUUUCAAAAACUUCAUACAUUCAAGGAAUUUUAUCUGCUAUGGCUGUAUUUACAGAAAGACUUACCCUAUAUGUAACAGUUAUAACUUUUGUUUUAAUGGAACAAAGAAUAUCUGGAAAUAUUGUAUUUUCUAUGGCACAGCUUGUUAACACUAUACAGUUGAUUUUGGCCAUAUGUUUUCCUAGAGCUUUAUGGUCAUAUGCUGAAGCGAAAGUUUCUAUGAAAAGAAUAGAAGAUUUCCUCCUUUUGGAAGAAAAUGCAGAGAAGCACAAAAUAACGAACGGGAUUAUACCAAGUGAGAAACUGGGAAAUAUUGAAUUUACAGAUGUUACAGCUAGUUGGUCACCAAAUCCUAUUGUACCAACAUUGAUAGAUAUGAAUUUGCAUAUCAAACCAGGAACAUUGUGUUGUAUAGUUGGUAAUGUAGGCUCUGGAAAAAGCAGUAUUUUGCAGUUGCUACUAAAGGAAUUACCACUAACACAUGGAAAUAUGGAUGUUAGUGGAAGUAUAGCUUAUGCUUCACAGGAACCCUGGCUGUUCGUUUCUAGUGUGAAAGAUAAUAUAUUGUUUGGAAAACCUUUCCUGAAAAAUAGGUACGAUGAUGUUGUACGAGUAUGUUCUUUGGAAAGAGAUUUGAAACAAUUUCCAUAUGGUGAAAAUACGUUGGUAGGAGAAAGAGGAACGUCAUUGAGUGGUGGUCAAAGAGCAAGAGUAAACUUAGCUAGAGCAGUCUAUACUGAAGCAGAUAUUUAUUUAUUAGAUGAUCCACUUUCGGCAGUUGACACAAAAGUUGGACGCCAUUUAUUUGAUGAAUGUAUAGUAAAGUAUUUAAAAGGAAAAACAAGAAUAUUAGUAACACAUCAGUUACAAUAUAUGAAAAAGGCUGAUAUGAUUGUUAUUCUAAAUAACGGAAAAAUAGAAAAAGUAGGAAAUUUCAAUGAAUUGUCAGAGAAGGAACUGAAUAUCUUACAACAAGAACCCGAUGAAGAGAAGGAGAAGCAAAAAGAAGUAGUAUUAGCUAAACAAGAAAGUAUGAUAAGUACUGUAUCAAUAAAUUCAGUCAAGAAAGUUAAUCAAUACCAGUCCAAUACAUCACUGGCGAGUUCUAUGGUACCUGAGGGAGCACCGCCAGAAAUCGAAGAAGAAGUAGAAAGAGGCAGUGUAUCAACUAAACUUUAUCUUGAAUAUUUCCGUGCUGGUGGCAGCAUAAUAUUAUUAUUUAUCACCCUUCUUAUGUUUUUCAUAGCUCAAAUGGUAACCAAUGCUUCGGAUUUAUGGUUGACUUACUGGACUAACAGUGAGGCAGAAAGAUACAUUGAUUAUGAUAAUGUUAGAAACUCUAAACUAUUGGAUAAUUCAACUACACUGACUACAUUACUACCUAUUUUGGACAGUAAUUCUACCCUGCCAAUGAACUCAACAACUGAUUUUAAUCAAAAUUACUAUAUUAUGAUCUACACAGCUUUGAUCAUUGGUUCUAUCGUAUUGCUAACUUUAAGAUCGUUUCUGUAUUAUUAUGUCUGUAUGACUGCUUCUAAAGUUUUACACAAUCAUAUGUUCCAUAAUGUGCUCCAAGCUCCAAUGCGGUUUUUUGACACAAAUCCCUCAGGUCGUAUAUUGAAUAGGUUUUCGAAAGACAUGGGAGCAAUCGACGAACUAUUACCUCGUGCUCAAAUUGAUGCUGUUCAGAUAUUCAUGGUUAUGGCCGGUAUAUUAAUAAUGGUAUUUGUGGUGACACCUUGGAUGAUUAUCCCAACAAUUAUACUUGGAUUCAUGUUUUAUUAUUUUCGUGAAAUAUAUUUGGCGACUGCUCAAGCUGUUAAAAGAUUAGAAGGCGUCACACGUGCUCCAGUAUUUUCACAUGUUUCUGCUACCUUAUAUGGUAUAUCAACAAUCAGAUCUUCAGAUGCUGAAUCAAUGGUUAUUAAAGAAUUCGAUGUUCUACAAGAUCAACAUACAAGUACAUGGUUUUUAUUUAUUGUUAGUAGUACAGCAUUUGGAUUUUACUUAGAUGUUAUCAGUACAUUAUUUUUAAUAUUGGUCACUUUCCAGUUUUUAGUCUUUAGGAAUGAAAACACCACUGGUGGUAAUGUAGGCCUAGUAAUAUCCCAGAGUUUAAUUUUAACAGGAAUGUUACAGUUUGGUGUUAGACAAACUGCUGAAGUUGCUAGUAACAUGGUUAGUGUAGAAAGAGUUUUACAAUAUACAAAGUUAACAAAGGAAGGACCAUUUGAGUCUAAAAAGAAACCACCUAGAGAAUGGCCCGAAAAAGGAAAAAUUAUCUUCAAAAAUACAUUUUUGAGAUAUGCACUUGAACUGCCUCCUGUGUUAAAAAAUUUGAAUAUAGAAGUCAACUCUGCAGAAAAGAUUGGCAUUGUGGGAAGAACAGGAGCAGGAAAAUCAACUCUUAUCGCAUCUUUGUUCCGAUUAGCGCCAAUUGAAGGAACCAUUUCAAUAGACGAAAUCGAUACGGCUGAAAUUGGUUUAACUGAUUUGAGACUAAAUAUAUCAAUCAUUCCUCAGGAGCCAGUUUUAUUCUCGGCUUCAAUCAGAUAUAAUUUGGAUCCCUUUGAGAAAUACAGUGAUGAGGUUUUAUGGGAAGCCAUAGAAAACGUUGAGCUGAAAAAUGCUAUAACAGAUCUAAAUCAAGCUGUCAGUGAAGGAGGUUCUAAUUUCAGUGCAGGUCAAAGACAAUUAAUUUGUCUUGCUCGAGCUAUUGUCCGAAAUAACAAAAUUCUUGUUAUGGAUGAAGCUACUGCUAACGUAGAUCCAAAUACUGACAGUCUUAUUCAAAAAACUAUCCGUGAACUAUUUAAGGAUUGUACAGUGCUCACUAUUGCUCAUAGAUUGAAUACCAUUAUGGAUUCUGAUAGAGUUCUAGUUAUGGACGCUGGUGAAGCAAUGGAAUUCGAUCAUCCCUAUACACUUUUACAAAAUCCCGAAGGUUACUUUAGUAAAAUGGUUAAAGAAACUGGGCCAGCUAUGUCAAAAAUGCUAACAAGUGUUGCACAGGAAGACUAUAAGAAGAAAUACGGAUCUGCGUCUCUUGACACACCAAUAAUGGAAAGCAAGGAUAACCGUUAGAAUCGUGAACAAAAUAAUUAAUCAGUAAUUUAUUUCAAGAUGAAAUGAUCUUUUAAAAGUGAGGUAUCGAAUUCAUUAAUGAUUAACAAAUGCAUUAUCUGCAAAAUUUUCGUACUUAUAAAAAAAUGUUCAUCUUGAUCUCUACUUUCUAGUGCCAUUUAAAAAAUUAGGUUGUUAUUGCAACGAUUAUUAUGUUUGUGACUUUUCCUCUUCUUAUAGUAUGUAUAUUUGGCUUUACAUAUUUGUUUAUUGGUGUAUGGCUAUAGCAGAUAGACAUUUUGGUGGAAUGUCUCGAAGAGGAUUAGAUCCGUCGGGGAAAGAUCACUAGAAUUGGUAUUGAACAUUUUGAAUUGGUAUUCUCUGACGGAUCUAGUCCUCCUCAAGACAUUCUACUAAAAUUUCUAUCUAUGUUUAAAAUAGACAAACUUCAAAAUGAUUAAAAACUGAGUUACUAUACUUUCCUCUAAUAUCAUGGUACAACUAGAUAUAAAUUAGUUAAGGCGGGUUUUUUACAAAAUUGGAUAAAUUUUUUCAGAACAAUUCCCUUGAAUGUUAUGUUUAAUGAUCUAUCAAUUUGUCUAAAAGUUUUUAGGAAAUAUAAAUCUGCUUGAAUGCCACACAAUCUACGUGCAUAAAGACAAAAAGAUAAUGCCGAAACUAUAAGAUCUUUUAUCUUCCAUUUUAAAAUUAUUUACAAGUAAAAUUGAAUUAUCUAUUAUCAAGCAAUACCUUUACUAAGAUCACAUAAACAUCUUUCUUAAUUUUUUGUGAUAAUGGUAGUUCUCAUUUUUAUGUAUAAAAAUAAAUAAUAUAAUGACAACAUUUUUUGAUAACUAUAACGGAUCUUUAAAAUGCAAUGUCAUACUUAUUUUAAGGAAUCAAAAUCCCAAAAUGUAUUUGAUGCAACAUAGAAAAACGAUAGUCGCACCUUUUUGGAAAUGAGAAUUACACAAACCCAUUUCUUCCAUGACAUGGGUAUUUUAUAAUCCAGUAUUUUCCGAACAAAUUAUUCAGGUGAUAACUAUUAGUGACUAUAUAAUAAAACACAUUGUUUGUAGGUUAAAUUUACCUCGGGUAUGUUCAUGUAAAAUGAGGUAUGGGUGGUUAUAUUAGAUAUAGUUAAUCACAAAAAGAAAAUUAAUUUUUAGUGUGUUACCUCAGAUACUUGAUUUACAUUCAUAAUUACAAUGUUAUCAACUUAUUCAUUAUUCAUUAAUUUGGGGAAUUGAAUAAUGUACUUAAUUUUUUGUUUGUAGUUUUAUUGUUUUAAAAACUCAUGGAAUUUUAUGUAUUUAUGAAUAAUUUUGAGAUGAAUUACAGUUCAAUGAAAAAUAAAAUGAAAUUCAUUUUAUAAAAAUAAAAACAUUAUCAUAUACCUAGUGCUUAUCAAUUUUAAUUCAAAUGUGAAUAUUUAUAUAAAUAAGUUGGUACAUGUUGUAAGAAUAAAUGUAAAAUCUAGUCAUUUACACUUUUAUAUUAAAAGAUAUUUUUGUAGACAUAAGUGCCCUUCAGAUUAAAAUAAGUGAAAUAUUGCCUUCGAUUAUGGAGUUUCAGAAACUAUUUUUAUUGUAGUUUGUAGUGAUUAUAACUACGACAAUUGUAAUCUUAAGCUUUUGAUGUUUUUUAUGAUGCUACCAGUAUUUUUAUAAACUGGUGCUAGUUUAAGGCUUUGCUACUUAAACAUAUAUUUUACUAAUAAUGUAUAGUUAGUAUUAUCAAGUUCAGUAUCUGUUUCUCUUCAGUUUAUCGAAGUCACCAGAUCAAAGUUCAUUUUUUCACAUUUGGAAAGUACCAAACAACCACGUUACAAGAAUUCAAAUUGUAAUUAAUUUUGCAUUGAAAUCAUAACCAGACUAUAAUUAAACGAGCUGCAAGUUGCAUUAGCUCUAAAAAUUUACCCAUUGAAGUAUCUACAUGCUGAGACUAAUUCUUAUUUAUUUUGUUUUAUUCUAUCACAGCAUGUUUUUGUAACGAGGAAGUGAAGUGGAUACCAAUUGAGGUGAAAUACAGGGUGUUCCAUUUGAAAACGUUUUUGCCAAGGCGCUACGGGACACACUGUUAUAUUGUAAUUGAGUUGCAAAUAUGAAGUUAAUUGAUGGCUACUACCUCUGAAACCCCUACUUUGAUACUUCAAAGUUCAUGCAAAAUACUGAACUUAAUCAUAUUAAUGAACGUCCUUGUAAGUAGUUGAUUGUUAUAAAAUUAUUUUUACAAUCUUAGCAGUUGUAUAGAUUGAACCUUGAGAUACGCAAUUAAAAAAUAUAUUUUAUUCACUGUAUUUACUUUUAUUACUUUGACAACUUUUUAAUGUUGAUUUGCAAAACUAGAUCAAAUGAAAUAUUUUUUAUUAGUGAAUAUUACCAAUAAUUGUAUCAUAUGGUUAUAUUAUUUUUGUCAAGUGAUGAAUGUUUGUUUCAUUCCUAAAUAUUAAACAUAUAAAUAUUCCGUCCAUAAACGGUUAUAACAAUUUUGAAAUUGCAUAUUUCAGGGAUAGUCAAUUUAUGACAAUUUGGUACUUAUUCAUAUUUGACCAAAGAAAACGACUACCUGUUUUUUAAUUUUUAAGAAAAUAAAAAAUUAUUUAAAAUGGACUAGGGACUAUAAUUUUGGUUUGUUAUAUUUUCAAGAUAUAUUGUAUCAUUUAUGAUGAGAUUAUUCAACAUCACAAUGUAAUUAUGUAUCUGACAAUAAAUUCAUUUUUAAUAAAA